UAAAGCAAGCAGAAGACGCGCUUAGCAACAAGCUAAGAAAGCACAUCUGUGAACUCUGCUUAAAGUCGAGCGCGUACACACGCUGAGGGCUUCCGUCUUCUGGAGAGCCCCACUUUCGAAGACGGAGUCGACAUUUCUGGAAUAAACGUGUUGACAAUGUCGUGAGUUCAGCUCACUGUACUAAAAAAAAAAAAAAAAAAAAAGGGACAAGUGGUUUCUCUGAAAAGAGAAGCGAAUGUUUUAGUUUUAGCGAGACGUUAGCUAGCCUGGAGCUAGCAUGUGUUGAAAAGUACGAAGUAUCUGGCUAGUAAUCCCACUUUCGACCUUUUCCGACGAUUGGGAUGGUGCUUUUGAUCGACGGAAGUAUCCAUACUGUGAAAGGGUUGAAGAGAGAGCAGGGUGGACAUCUCUGCUGGAUUUGGACUCGUUCAGGGAGCGGCGCUCAUGUGGAUGUGGAUGUAGAUGUAGAUGUGGAUGUGUGUUUUUGUUCUGCUGCAAGCUGACGGAAACGCGUUUUCCCUUUAACCCCUGCAAUUUCCAGUCUCUGGAGGAAAGAAAAAGCACGUCAUUUACAGAAGAACGAAUCACCUGGUUUGAUUUGAGUCGAUUAUUAUUAUUAUUUUUGUAUUAAGCUUGCUAAUUUAGGUUUAGCAUUUCCCACAGCUCAUUGGCUUAGAGCCAGCACUACUACACUGGCUUAGCUGAGAGGAUCUGGCCUGUAAAUACUCCUGCCACUGUGAACUCUGCAAUCCAGGUCCACAGAACAGGGGCAUUAAAAAGAAAUUGUGAAUGAUCAUGGCUCUGUUGUGCAUUGCAUAGAGCUUGGUUCACAUCUAACUAACAGAUUCAACAGGACAAGAUUUCUAGACAUGACCUAAAGCUGUAGUGACAUUAAUCCAGUUAAUCUAGAGGAAGAGGAACUCUUGCAAAGACAAAAAAAAAAAAAAACAAGAAACAUUUCAUGGUGACUGCAAUAAUUCUCCACAAGCAUGAUGAUCCUGAGCAGGAAACCAGAUGGUCCGGUCACAGCAGCUCGACACGGGGACGGACUGUACGACUCUUACAUGCGCACGGACCACAUAGUGAAUGAAGAAGCUGACCUGAACGGACAGAGCCCUGGCGCCCUGCCCCCUUUGCACAAACACACAGCUGUGAACAAGCCAACGAUGAAGGAUCACCUUGGGGUCCGAGGAGGUCAGAUGAAGGUGAAGUACCUAUAUGAGGAUUUUUACAACCGCAAGCCCAAUGGCGUGAGCCAGCACAACGGUACCAGCCAAACUCCUGCCAAGCCCCAGUCUGUUCUCUCCAAAGAGCGGAGCGUGGACAGCAACAGUUCAGCCAAGUCCUCUGAAAGCUCAGUGAAGCCAACCAAGCUGGGGGUGCCCCUAACCCCAGAGCAGGCAGUGAAGCAGUAUAGGCAACAGUUGAAUGCACUAGAACAGCAGGAGAUCCUCAAUUAUCCUGAGAUCUACUUCGUGGGACCAAACGCCAAGAAGAGACAAGCAGUUGCAGGAGGCUCUAACAACUCUGGAUAUGAUGAUGACCAGGGAGGCUAUAUCCAUGUGCCGCACGACCACAUUGCCUAUCGUUAUGAGUUCCUAAAGGUAAUCGGUAAAGGAAGUUUCGGUCAAGUGGCGAAGGUCUACGACCAUAAGUUACACCAGCAUCUUGCUCUAAAGAUGGUGCGUAAUGAGAAACGCUUCCACCGGCAAGCAGCAGAGGAGAUCCGAAUCCUGGAGCACCUGAAAAAGCAGGACAAGACAGGCAGCAUGAACGUAGUCCAUAUGCAAGAAAACUUCACCUUCCGCAAUCAUAUCUGCAUGACCUUCGAGCUGCUUAGCAUGAAUCUCUACGAACUCAUCAAGCGCAACAAAUUCCAGGGCUUCAGCCUGCCUUUGGUACGCAAGUUUGCCCACUCUAUUUUGCAGUGUCUGGAAUCUUUGCACCGCCAUAAGAUCAUCCACUGUGAUCUAAAACCAGAGAACAUUCUUCUCAAGCAGCAGGGUCGGAGUGGUAUCAAGGUCAUUGACUUUGGCUCCAGCUGCUUUGACCACCAGCGUGUCUAUACCUAUAUUCAGUCCAGAUUUUACCGAGCACCUGAGGUCAUUCUAGGCUCACGCUACGGCAUGCCCAUAGACAUGUGGAGCUUUGGCUGCAUUCUUGCUGAGCUUGUGACUGGGUACCCUCUCUUUCCAGGUGAGGAUGAGGGUGACCAGUUGGCCUGCAUGAUGGAGCUAUUGGGCAUGCCCCCUCAGAAGCUUUUGGAGCAGGCCAAGCGUGCCAAGAACUUCAUUAACUCCAAAGGCCACCCACGUUACUGCACGGUCACCACACUCAGCAACGGCACCUUGGCGCUAAACGGGAGUCGCUCUCGGCGAGGCAAGAUGCGGGGACCCCCAGGCAGCAAGGAGUGGCUGACAGCGCUCAAGGGCUGUGAUGACCCCACAUUCAUUGACUUUCUGAAGAAGUGUCUGGACUGGGAACCCAGUACUCGCAUGACGCCAGUUUUGGCCUUGCGACACCCCUGGCUCUACAAGAGGCUACCCAAGCCUGUGCCUGGGGGAGAGAAGACCUUGGUACCCAAGCGGAUUACCGAGCAUAGCACUUCCUUCCCCAGCAUCGUCCCUAAGGUUCCCCCUGUAAUGGGCCCAGCCAACAACAAACUGAGGACCAACAUGAUUGGGGACUCUGGUGGGAAUAUACCGUUGCGUACAGUGCUACCAAAGCUCGUUUCGUAGAGCUGAUCACCUGUUCAGGGAUAAAGACAAAAUUGUAGCAAAAUUUUUAGUGGUGGAUUUAAUUUGUUUUUGUUUGCUUUUUAAAAUAAUGAGUGGCAAUACUCAGUGUUUUGACUUCGGUUUUUAAAAUAACGAAGCACAAAAAGAUAAAUUUUUAUAUGGCAGUUAAAAAGUAGUGUUUGUUUUCUUCAAAUGGCCUUUGAAAGGGCAUUUGGAAAUUUACGAAUUUAGUUUUGUUUUUACACUUUUUUCAGGAAUGGAAUGCUACUCAAGUGCACAAGUGGGUGAAAAUAUUAUACUGUCCUCUUAAGCGUUUUACACUAUUUCUGCUAAUACAAACUCUUUAUCUAAGGGCUGCCUUUUAAAUCGAUACUGUAAAGGGCUUAGAAAAAUACUAGGUGUUUUGAAUGAUCUUAAAAUCUAAUCAGGCCUUCUGAGAUGUAUCUACAGCAAAGAGCCUCAUUCGAUUGCCCGCGGUUCAAGUAGUUCUCUGAUUUAGAAAACAAAUUUUAUAUAUAAUGACUUUAAUUUAUCAAUUAUUACAGUGAUUUUGGAUUUUCUUCUCUCUCUGCUCAGAAUCGGGACACUAGAGCAUGAGUCAUGUGGAAGUUCUGUCCUCAUGUGCUCCUUUAAGCCAAAACACUGUGCAUUGCCAGAAUGAACCAGACUCUAGUCUGUCUGUAGCAGGGAGAUUUUAAUUUCCUUCUUUUCUCCUCUUACAAGAAGCUGUUGCAAAAGAGAACGUAGAUGUGCUACGGUGAGAUAAUAAGGAAGUUAGUUUGUGUUGGGAGGAGCAUAGUGCACCAGGGUUGUGUGUUUUUUUUUGUUUUGUUUUUUUUUUUUUUUUUUAAGAGCAUAGAAAAUUCUGUUGGUUUUUGAAAGCUGUCAGUCAGGUUGUACUUGAAAGAAAUAAGCAAGAUGACAAGUGGGCCUGUAUGUAUACAUUCAGGAAGUUUGCACUUUCAAGAAGUGGCUGUGACCUAGAAAGGGAUCUAUGUUCCUGGCCAUGUUAUCUCUAAACCAUUUAUUGCUGGAUUUAGAUCCAAACCAAUCAGGGAGCUCUGUACAUCAUAGAUCAUAUCACAUCAUAUCAGCUUCCCUUCUUUUUAAAACUCAGAAGCUGAGAAUUCCUCACUGGUUCAGCUUGGAAGCCUGCUGUUGUGUCUUCUGACAAGGCUCUACACUGUGAGCGGUUUUCUUGCCUUGGUUUUUUUCUACUCUCUUCCAAUAUAACACUAAUAGCUUCCUCCUCAUGCACUCACACUCUUGGCUGCACCACAGAGCACGUAGCCAUGCAAAUUUUUUUUACUUAUAGGGAAGGGUUUUGAUAACCGGAAACAACUGAUUCAACAGAAGCACAGCUGUUUGUUGACACUGCCAUGACUUAUCACACUUGCUGGCCAUGAACUGACACAGAAUGCUUAAAGACUAGUUGUUAUGAGGAAAAGACUAUUUUAGAAACUGAAUGGUGCUGACCUUAUGGCCCCCUCACUUGCAUGCUGUGCCUAUAAUGUGCAUCGGUGUCCUUAGGACCAAUGAGUUUAACCACAGGUGUUGUAAAAAAAAAAAAAAAAAAAAAAAAGACUGCCAUAGAGUUGCAUAUUUGUAGACCAGAGUCAAAUCACCUCUUUCUUGGGUUUUCACCUCCUCCAGGUAUGCAUGAUUACACACAGGAAGUGUAAGCUGCUACAAGCUCAUUACAUUUACAUUCAUUUGCUAGAGUCUUUUAUCCAGACUGACUUUCAUCUGAAUUAAGACAGGAUGCAAACCAAGCAGGUGAACAGCUUAAUGGUCCUAUAAUGGUUCUCUCACAGCACCCUAAAAGUUCUUCAUUCAUACCUCUUCUCUUUCUACAUCAUAGGGUUUCUCUUUUAGAAAAAUGUAACCAAUGACCAUUUGCAACCCAUUAUUCUAAGAGUAUAGGGGCAAGCACAUAUUAAUACCCAUUGUUUUAUCUAUUAAGUCACCUAUCAAGACCAAUCGAUUUCUGUGAAUAAUGAGUGCUUCUGGAUCAUAUCAGUUAAAAAGUGUAUGGAAAAUUAUUGAGGCAUAACAUACAGCCUUUGUUAGUCUACCUCUUUGCAAAUUUACUCGUCUCAGGCUCUGGCAAGAUCUAGAACGAUCAUCAUAAAGUCAAGUUGUGGCAUCUUUCACUUCACUGCUUCUGACUAUUAGCUUCAACAUCAAUAUGUCCCUAAUUUCAUUCUCGUUUUUGGUGCAUGGUCCUCUCUGUUCAGAGAACUCCACUCCUUUGCCUUUAGUUGAGUGCUUGACUAAAUCACC
Messenger RNA from Pangasianodon hypophthalmus (striped catfish), 5021 nucleotides. It is a transcript of the gene dyrk3, whose product is annotated as dual specificity tyrosine phosphorylation regulated kinase 3. The record is from RefSeq and is a predicted model, not a curated record. Gene Ontology annotation, cellular component: nucleus. Bases 990 to 2738 code for a protein of 582 amino acids. Gene Ontology annotation, biological process: peptidyl-threonine phosphorylation; peptidyl-serine phosphorylation; cytoplasmic stress granule disassembly. Lineage: Eukaryota; Metazoa; Chordata; Actinopteri; Siluriformes; Pangasiidae. Gene Ontology annotation, molecular function: ATP binding; protein serine/threonine/tyrosine kinase activity; protein serine/threonine kinase activity. The transcript is spliced from 3 exons.